AUGGCUUCCAAGCUUUCCUAUUCCCUCUCAACAAUGUUAACAUUUCUCGUUCUCCUACCCUUAUUUGUCUCCAUAUCUUUCGCAGACACCGUUCCCAAUCCCACCACUCCAGUCUCUCCCGGAACCGCAUGCAAAUCCACCCCAGACCCAUCCUAUUGCAAAUCCGUUCUCCCUCCCCGAAACGGCAACGUUUACGAUUAUGGAAGGUUCUCCGUGAAACAAUCACUCUCACAGGCUCGCAAGUUCUUGAACCUUAUUGAUAAAUAUCUCGCUGGCCGCUCUACUCUAUCCGCCACAGCAAUUCGUGCGCUCCAAGAUUGCCGUACUCUUGGGGAACUCAACUUCGAUUUCCUUUCGAGUUCUUUCCAAACAGUGAACAAAACAACGAGGUUUCUUCCUAGUUUUCAAGCUGACGAUAUCCAAACCUUACUCAGUGCCAUUCUCACCAACCAACAAACGUGUUUGGAUGGCCUCACAGACACCGCUUCAGCUUGGAGAGUCAGAAAUGGACUCACUGUCCCACUUUCCAAUGACACCAAGCUCUACAGUGUCUCUCUCGCGCUAUUCACUAAAGGUUGGGUUCCCAAAACCAAAACCAAUGCAAAUCACCCAACCACGAAACAACUUGGAUUCCGAAACGGGCGUUUGCCGCUUAAGAUGUCUAGCAGAACCCGCGCGAUCUACGAGUCUGUGAGUAGAAGAAAGCUCCUUCAGAGCUCGGUGGGUAACCAGGUUUUGGUGAGAGAUGUUGUGACGGUGAGCCAAGAUGGAAGUGGAAACUUCACCACAAUCAACGACGCCAUUGCCGCAGCUCCUAACAAAUCUGUCUCCACCGAUGGGUACUUCCUUAUCUAUGUAACUGCCGGUGUUUAUGAGGAAUAUGUGUCCAUUGAUAAGAGGAAGACGUACUUGAUGAUGAUCGGAGAUGGUAUCAACAAAACAAUUAUCACCGGCAACCGUAGCGUCAUCGAUGGGUGGACUACCUUCAGCUCCGCAACUUUCGCGGUAGUUGGUCAAGGAUUCGUGGGUGUGAAUAUGACAAUCCGUAACACUGCGGGGGCAGCAAAGCACCAAGCAGUAGCAAUUCGAAACGGAGCAGAUUUGUCCACGUUUUACAGUUGUAGGUUCGAGGGGUACCAAGACACAUUAUACGUACAUUCCCUAAGACAAUUCUACAGGGAAUGUGACAUCUACGGUACAGUAGAUUUCAUAUUCGGAAACGCUAAGGUCGUAUUCCAAAGUUGCAACAUGUAUCCUCGUCUCCCCAUGAGUGGUCAAUUCAACGCCAUAACCGCACAAGGUAGAACCGACCCGAAUCAAGACACGGGUAUUUCUAUCCACAACUGUACCAUUAGAGCAGCUGAUGACUUAGCUGCUAGUAACGGUGCUGCUGAAACGUAUUUGGGAAGGCCAUGGAAGGAGUAUUCGAGAACGAUUUAUAUGCAAACUUUGAUGGACAGUGUGGUCAACGCUGCUGGGUGGCGUGAAUGGGAUGGUAAUUUUGCAUUGAGCACUUUGUAUUACGCAGAGUUCAACAACAGUGGACCAGGAUCCAACACUGGUAAUAGAGUGACGUGGCCCGGUUACCAUUUGAUUAAUGCCACCGAUGCAGCUAACUUUACAGUGUCCAGUUUCUUGCUUGGUGAUGAUUGGUUGCCCCAGACAGGAGUGGCUUACACCAAUAACUUGAUAUAG
Messenger RNA from Abrus precatorius (Indian licorice), 1695 nucleotides. Its product is annotated as probable pectinesterase/pectinesterase inhibitor 41. The record is from RefSeq and is a predicted model, not a curated record. Bases 1 to 1695 code for a protein of 564 amino acids. Lineage: Eukaryota; Viridiplantae; Streptophyta; Magnoliopsida; Fabales; Fabaceae. Gene Ontology annotation, molecular function: pectinesterase activity; pectinesterase inhibitor activity. Gene Ontology annotation, biological process: cell wall modification. The transcript has 2 exons.